Messenger RNA from Frankliniella occidentalis (western flower thrips), 1191 nucleotides. RefSeq names its product tubulin alpha-3 chain. Gene Ontology annotation, cellular component: microtubule; cytoplasm. The record is from RefSeq and is a predicted model, not a curated record. The transcript is spliced from 2 exons. Bases 59 to 805 code for a protein of 248 amino acids. Gene Ontology annotation, biological process: mitotic cell cycle; microtubule cytoskeleton organization. Gene Ontology annotation, molecular function: GTP binding; structural constituent of cytoskeleton. NCBI's taxonomy places the organism in Eukaryota, Metazoa, Arthropoda, Insecta, Thysanoptera, Thripidae.
GCCCUACAACUCCAUCCUCACCACGCACACGACGCUGGAGCACUCGGACUGCGCCUUCAUGGUCGACAACGAAGCCAUCUACGACGUGUGCCGCCGCAACCUAGACAUCGAGCGACCCACCUACACCAACCUGAACCGCCUCAUCGGCCAGAUCGUGUCGUCCAUCACGGCCUCGCUUCGCUUCGACGGCGCGCUCAACGUCGACCUCACCGAGUUCCAGACCAACCUGGUGCCCUACCCGCGCAUCCACUUCCCGCUCGCCACCUACGCGCCCGUCAUCUCGGCCGAGAAGGCCUACCACGAGCAGCUGAGCGUGGCCGAGAUCUCCAACGCCUGCUUCGAGCCCGCCAACCAGAUGGUGAAGUGCGACCCCCGGCACGGCAAGUACAUGGCCUGCUGCAUGCUGUUCCGCGGGGACGUGGUGCCCAAGGACGUCAACGCCGCCAUCGCGACCAUCAAGUCUAAGCGCACCAUCCAGUUCGUCGACUGGUGCCCCACCGGCUUCAAGGUGGGAAUCAACUACCAGCCUCCCACGGUGGUGCCCGGCGGUGACCUGGCCAAGGUACAGAGGGCCGUGUGCAUGCUGUCCAACACGACGGCCAUCGCCGAGGCGUGGUCGCGGCUCAACCACAAGUUCGACCUGAUGUACGCCAAGCGCGCCUUCGUGCACUGGUACGUCGGCGAGGGCAUGGAGGAAGGCGAGUUCUCCGAGGCGCGCGAGGACUUGGCCGCGCUGGAGAAGGACUACGAGGAGGUCGGCAUGGACUCGACAGAGGCCGAAGGCGAGGGCGGCGAGGAGUAUUAGAGACCUGUGUGCGUCGGACAGCUCGCUCUGAAGGUUUGUGUCGCAGUGAUGGCAGGCACCCUCGAGCCACGGGUCUCACCCCUUGCGCUUGAAUUCCGUGGCAGGGUAGCUUUGUCGGAUUCAACUUUUGUGCCCCACUUGCAUAUUUUUUUUAUAUUUUUUUUUUGCCGUCUGACUUAUUUGUCAAAAUUUUUGGUCUAACAUUGUAUGCGUGUAAUGUCUAACAAACCUUCAGAGGUGCAAUUUGGUCAUAAUGCUAUUGUGUGAAAAUUUAACGACCUAGUCAUUUGUUGGGUGUAAGUCUACGAUUUAAGUCUGUCUGUAAUAUCUUGACUUGCAUCUAUUAAUGUCUAAUGAAACAACAAUAAACUUCUGUUUUUAAGGAA